This is a messenger RNA of Coregonus clupeaformis (lake whitefish), 6838 nucleotides long. RefSeq names its product adenylate cyclase type 6-like. Gene Ontology annotation, molecular function: adenylate cyclase activity. NCBI's taxonomy places the organism in Eukaryota, Metazoa, Chordata, Actinopteri, Salmoniformes, Salmonidae. Gene Ontology annotation, biological process: intracellular signal transduction; cAMP biosynthetic process; adenylate cyclase-inhibiting G protein-coupled receptor signaling pathway. Gene Ontology annotation, cellular component: plasma membrane. The coding region runs from base 695 to 4318 and encodes 1207 amino acids. The record is from RefSeq and is a predicted model, not a curated record. The transcript is spliced from 23 exons.
GGAAAGGAUUCAGGCAGGAUAUCUACAGCACAGCCACACAAACACAGAGAUAAUUGUAGCUGUUGAACGCCGUAACGAUUGGCAACAUCACGACAUUUGCAAUAGGGGCACCGCACUGGUCGACCUUGUGCACCGGAGAGAAGGGAGUGUUCGGAGCCGGAGGGGUUGUAGCGUCCACUUUGACUGAAGGCUAUUCUCCUUGAACACCUCUUGAUCAACCAGAAGCCACAACCAGCAGGCUGGAUGGUUACGUGCCAGAGAAGGCAUACGAUAGCCAUAGCGAGGAAAAUCUAUUUUUGCUUCAACAACACAACAUGCCUUUCGACAUGAGCGGCAGUUCGUGUUCCCAAUGAAAACAAAAAUGCAAGGAGAGGCGACAGCACAUCAGCGUUGCCUUGAUAUAAGCCGUUCUGCACAUUCAAGAGCUCAGGUCGUUUUGAGGCCUGUCCCUGACUCAGAAGCACUGGAGAUAGGCCGGAUCAUAGAGUGAUUCCCUAAACCCUGCCUUUCACAUCACCUGCUCGGUCCGAAACUCUGGUUUCACACGCCCCUGGACUUACCCCGGUCACGUUCACCCACCCACCCAACCACCUACCCACACCCCUGCAGAACUGCGUCUGAAACCCCUCACUUCUUCAGACCUCUGCCUACUGGGAUAAAUGAGUGGACCGGCUGGAGAGGAUAGGGCUGGGAUAUGUACCAGAACCCACACAGAAUGUCCUGGUUUAGCGGCUUCCUAGUGGCCAGAGUGGACGACCGCAAGACCUCGUGGGGGGAGCGCAAUGGCAAGAAGUCCAAGCAGAAGGGAGGCUCAUCCUUCUGCAACCCGCGUUACAUGAGCUGCCUGCGGGACCCGGACGCCAUGGAGCCCCCCUCUGGAGCCCCCCUCCACCCCCACCACCGCGGAGGGGGGGCUGGGGCGGCGGGCGGGGGGGGCAACUUUGGCGUGCGCUGCAUCUGGCAAGAAGACCACUAUGGCAAACGGGGCGGCGCCACCGGGGAAGGGGUGGGGCUCAAAUCUGUCGACCUGGGCUUUGAGGACGGGGACCUGAAAGGGAGGAAGGGGGGGUGUAGCGGGGGUGGUGGGGAAGGGGGGGAAGAGGGUCCCAAUGGGGAAGGGGAGGUGACGGUGGCGGACUGCUGGCUGCGGGUGAUGCAGGUGUUCCAGUCCAAGAAAUUCCAGUCUCAUAAACUGGAGCGUCUGUACCAGCGCUACUUCUUCAGGCUCAACCAGAGCUCCCUCACCAUGCUGAUGGGGGUGCUGGUGAUCGUGUGCGGCGUGAUGCUGACCUUCCAUUGUGUCCAUGCACCCCCGGACGUGGCCUACUCCUCGGCCCUCUCUGUGGCCAUGGCCUUGUUCAUGGCCUUCAUGUUUGUGUGUAACCGGAACGGCUUCCACCAGGACUACAUGUGGAUGGUGAGCUACCUGGUCAUCGGGGUGCUGUUGCUGGUGCAGGUGUUCGGGGUGCUGAUGGUGGCGCCUCGCAGCGCGUCUGAGGGCAUCUGGUGGUCUGUCUUCUUCAUCUACAUCAUCUACACGCUGCUGCCUGUCAGGAUGAGAGCAGCCGUGCUGAGCGGAGGGGUGCUCUCCACCAUUCACCUGGUCACCACCUGGCAGUUCAACCAGGAAGACGUGUUCCUCUGGAAACAGCUGAGUGCCAAUGUGCUGAUCUUCCUGUGCACUAACAUCAUUGGGAUCUGUACCCACUACCCUGCUGAGGUGUCUCAGAGACAGGCCUUCCAGGAGACCAGAGGAUACAUUCAGGCCCGACUGCACCUGCAGAGAGAGAACCAGCAGCAGGAACGCCUCUUGCUGUCUGUGUUGCCUAGGCAUGUUGCCAUGGAGAUGAAGGCUGACAUCAAUGCUAAGAAGGAAGACAUGAUGUUCCAUAAGAUCUACAUCCAGAAACACGACAACGUCAGUAUUCUGUUUGCAGACAUUGAGGGUUUCACCAGCUUGGCGUCUCAGUGUACGGCUCAGGAGUUGGUCAUGACGCUCAACGAGCUCUUCGCCCGCUUCGACAAACUAGCAUCGGAGAACCACUGUCUGCGUAUCAAGAUCCUGGGCGACUGUUACUACUGUGUCUCUGGGCUGCCUGAGCCCCGCGCUGACCACGCCCACUGCUGUGUGGAGAUGGGCGUCGACAUGAUAGAGGCCAUCUCGCUGGUGCGUGAGGUGACGGGGGUCAACGUGAACAUGCGUGUGGGCAUACACAGCGGCCGUGUGCACUGUGGGGUGCUGGGACUCAGGAAGUGGCAGUUUGACGUGUGGUCCAACGAUGUCACACUAGCCAACCACAUGGAGGCUGGGGGCAAGGCAGGGAGGAUCCACAUCACCAAGGCCACCCUGCAGUAUCUGAAUGGGGAUUAUGAGGUGGAGCCGGGUUUCGGAGGGGAGAGGAACGCCUACCUGAAGGAGAACAGCAUUGAGACCUUCCUAGUGCUGGGCUGCAGCCAGAAACGGAAAGAUGAGAAGGCUAUGAUGGCCAAGAUGCAGAGGACGCGGUCCAACUCUAACGAAGGCCUGAUGCCUCGCUGGGUGCCCGACACAAGGUUCUCCAGGACCAAGGACUCAAAAGUCUUCAGACAGAUGGGGAUUGAUGAGUCGUCCAGCAAAGACAACCGUGGUGCCCAGGAGGCAAUGAACCCUGAAGAUGAGGUGGAUGAGUUUCUGGGGCGAGCCAUCGAUGCCCGCAGCAUCGACCAGCUGAGGAAAGACCACGUCAAGAAGUUCCUGCUCACCUUCCAGACCUCUAGCCUGGAGAAAAAGUAUUCGAAGAAGGUAGACGAUCGCUUUGGGGGUUACGUGGCUUGUACCCUCCUGGUCUUCUGCUUCAUCUCCUUCAUCCAGAUUGUCAUAUUUCCACACACCCCGGUCAUGCUGGGGAUCUACAUCAGUAUCUUCAUCAUCCUCGCCAACAUCCUCUUCAUCUGUGCCAUAUAUUCCUGCAUUAAGCUGUUUCCAGCUGCGAUGCAGAUAGUGUCAAAGAAGAUAGUCCAGUCUCGUACCAACAGCACUCUGGUGGGGGUGUUCACCAUCAUCCUCGUCUUCAUCUCUGCCUUUGUCAACAUGUUUGCCUGUGACACGGAGAGUUUGGUGGACUGCGUCGCCCGGGAGCUGAACACCUCUGUUUCCAUGGUGACACCCUGUCUCAUCCGCAACCUGUCUGUGUCGGUAGAUGGGGGUCUAGAGAUCUGUCCCAGCCAGGGCCCCUCAUGUCCCUUCCCAGAGUAUUUCAGCUACAGUGUGCUGCUGACCCUGCUGGCCUGUUCAGUGUUCCUCCAGAUCAGCAGUAUAGGGAAGCUGGCCCUCAUGCUGCUCAUCCAGCUCACCUUCCUGCUGCUGAUGGAGUGGCCACAGGUGGCGCUGUUCGACAAUGCUGACCUCUUCGUCACCUCCAAAGCCCUUGAUUUCAAUGAAACAAUUCAAUGGUCCAGUUUCAAUGAAACUACAGACGAGUGCCCGUUCAGUGUGACUAAAGUGUCUCUGAGAGUCAUGACUCCUGUGAUUCUCACUGUGUUUGUGCUGGCGCUCUACCUCCAUGCCCAGCAGGUGGAGUCCACUUCACGCCUCGACUUCCUUUGGAAACUACAGGCCACAGAGGAGAAGGAGGAGAUGGAGGAGCUUCAGGCCUACAACCGCCGCCUCCUCCACAACAUCCUCCCCAAGGACGUGGCGGCUCACUUCCUGGCACGUGAGCGCCGUAACGAUGAGCUCUACUACCAGUCCUGUGAGUGUGUGGCCGUCAUGUUCGCAUCAAUUUCCAACUUCUCUGAGUUCUAUGUGGAGCUGGAGGCCAACAAUGAAGGAGUGGAGUGUCUUAGGCUGCUCAACGAGAUCAUCGCUGACUUUGACGAGAUCAUCAGUGAGGAGAAGUUUCGUCAGCUGGAGAAGAUCAAGACCAUUGGCAGCACCUACAUGGCCGCCUCGGGCCUCAAUGAUUCCACCUACGACCGUGAGGGCCGCUCCCACAUUACGGCUCUGGCCGACUACGCCAUGAGACUGAGGGAGCAGAUGAAGUACAUCAACGAGCAUUCCUUCAACAACUUCCAGAUGAAGAUAGGUCUGAACAUUGGGCCAGUGGUGGCAGGGGUGAUUGGAGCACGGAAGCCACAAUACGAUAUCUGGGGGAACACGGUCAACGUGGCCAGUCGCAUGGACAGCACAGGAGUCCCCGACCGCAUUCAGGUUACCACGGACCUCCACCAGGUGCUUUCAGAUAUAGGAUAUGUUCUGGAGUGCCGUGGUGUCGUUAAAGUCAAGGGCAAAGGGGAAAUGACGACCUACUUCCUGAAUGACGGACCGCCCAAUAGUUAGCAGCCGUGGCAGCACUAGCCGGGACCAUUCCCGCGGCAACACUACUGAGGGAGGACUCGCACUGCGAGCUAGCGGCUAACAACUAGCGACGCCAUCACUUGAAACCGGAGCCAAGAGAAAGACUUUGAGACUCCAGGACUUGAGAAGGAAAUUGUUCUUGUUGAGAAGGAAAGUCUACUUGUGUGGCAGCCAUGUUUUGGCGCCCGCAUACAUGGAAGGACUAGUGUUUUUCUCAUGUCUAGCCUCUCUCUCAGGCUACUUUAAAGAUGCAAAGUCUGUUUAUUUAAAACAACGCCUUUAGCCUGUGUCAGAAAAAGAAAAAGGCUGUACAUAAGGCUACUUUCUAUUUGACUUCAUUUUGUGUGAUUUUUUUUUUUUUCGUUGUUUUCUUUCUUCUGCAGAAUUAUGAAACAGGUACAAAAAAAUUUUUUGGGGGGGUUACUUAUUUAUUUUAAUCUUGAUGUUUUGUGCAAAAAUUCCUUUAUGAAAAAGUCUGAAUUCAUAUGUGCACAAAUAUCCAGUUUAUUACACGUUUAUAAGUGUGUAUGUACAUGCAUAUUUGUGUGUGUAUGAAUAUGUGUAUAAAUUGAAGGAAAAUAUUGACCAAAGACCAAAAUAUUGACGAAAAACAAUGCAAGACAUGUCUGUUCUUGCAAAAGUCUGCAAUGAUCACCAACUCAAUCUGUUGUACGGCAGUACCCUCAGUCUUUUUACUGUAGUGCUGGCAAAUUGUAUUUAUCAAUAUGGGCAAAAUGUGUAACACUUUCAUUUUGUUUAUCAAUCAGCCAGCAAAGUACAGUUUAUCAUCGAUGACAUCUGUAGGAUUACUCUGCCUCCAUCUCCAAAAUGUGUUAUUUAAGAUUAAAUAGAGGCUUGGAAGCCUUUUUUAAAGCCAGGGGAGAUGGUUCAACCUGUUGGUUCAACAAAAUGUGAGGAAAUAGCGGUUCCACCCAGGAUGAUGGUCCCCCCUCCUCCUCAACCCUUGUCAAAUUUGUUCCCCCCGCCAUGGCUCAGUCCAGCUAUAACAGCUCAGAGCUUGAGCACCCAAGGCACAGUUGUAUACGUCACAAAGGCAUAAAGGCAUACUAUCAACUGCUUCGUCCCUUUCAAAUGUGUCCCUUUCCAUUUGUUUUGCGAAUGGAAAUUAAAGGACUCAAAACUAAAAAGGAGGUUCCAGAACCAGAGGCAUUAAAUACAGUGGUACCAAACAGCCUCCUAAGUUUGAAUCGCUAACGAGUAUUUUCUAAAGAAAGAAGGAAAUCUAUAUAUAUAGACUGAAUACUGUGCUUUGUAAUCUUGAAGGGGCAUAACUAUUUUCACUGUGAGGUUUUUAUGAUAUGACAAACUGCUUUCUUGCCUAACUUAAUUGCUCUAAAGCAUGUCUGAUUGUGGUAUCCUGUUUUCAAUUUAGUUUGUUUGUUUUAACAUUGGCUAUUUUUUAUCACCUCUGUAUUCAUAAUUUGUAUUAUCCUGUAUUGUAUUAUGAUGAAUUAUUAAGCUUAUUGUGAUGAAUCCAUUCCAACGAUAAGGAUCAAAGGGCAGAACGCUUUCUUGUAAAAUGCCAGACGUAAGCUCAAGCUCAAUGGUACCAACUGAUCAACUGCAGCCAACUACAGUAUUUCAAACACUGGCCCUAGAUUUGAUCACACAUUCUCAUUAGCUGUCGCUUUUCCACAGAUAUACAGAUUGUAACCUGUACCUUUUUAUUGAGCAAACACUACUGCAGGACUAAGCUCAGUCAGUUUGUGCACUGAUCCAUCCCUAUCAGACUUCAGGACCCUCCUCAGAGAGACAGGACACAAUCAGCAGUGUGAGCAGUAUUAGAACUCUGCCUUAAUUGAACAAGCCACUGGAGAAUACAGCGGGAAGAGGAACCGAGUUUCACAGAGGCGGAGAAAUAGAGGGAAGGAUAGAGAGAUAGCCUGUGAAAGCUAAUUUACUGACCUUAGCAUUGACUCAACACUGACAUCAUUUUGAUAAUUUUGACUUCCCCAUAACAUCCUCAAAACACCCCCGUCAUCAUUCCUCUCUUUACCAGACUUGACUAUGGACACUAAAAGUUAAUAAUGUUCGUACCAAAGCAAGCUAAUGCUGCGUCAUGCUAUUGGCCCCUUCCUGUGUAGUGAUGUUUGGCCUUGAGCGUGUGGGACCGCCAGGGAAAAGGUAAAGGUCUUGGGGUUGAUAAAUAACUGAGGUUGUGACCAAUCGAGAGUGAUUAACAUAGAAAUAGAAUACAUAGAAUGGACGUGGUUAGUAAGAUUAUAUUUCUAUGAGCUGUCUUGUCUUUGGGUUGGGUGGAUGUUGAUUGUUGACUCUUGGGAUGUUUUUAGGGCAUAGAUGAGGGGAGGAGGGUCAUCCCAGAUCUACUGAAACAGUGUUUUGCUCAAUCCUGAUGAAUCCUACCCUCUUCUUUUUGUUUUCUACCCCUGAGGUGAAGGACAAGAAGAGUUGGGGACUAUGACAAAGAGAAAAAUAACAUUUCCCCUUGAAGAAAAAAAUAAAAACCAAUGGCUGUUUUGA